Dermacentor andersoni is the source of this 542-nucleotide messenger RNA. RefSeq lists its product as uncharacterized. The record is from RefSeq and is a predicted model, not a curated record. NCBI's taxonomy places the organism in Eukaryota, Metazoa, Arthropoda, Arachnida, Ixodida, Ixodidae.
AUUUGCGUUUGUCUGCGGAGCCGUUUGUUAGCGCUUCAAAACGGCGAGCUCGCCAGCUGCGCCUUCGUGGCAGUGACGCAUUUGUAAUGGACGCUACACGCGGUGUCUCCACCGCCGUGCCACCGGCCGCGCUGGCUUUGGCGAUGUGCUUGUCGUGGCCGCACGCCGCGCCCGCUGGCGGUGCCGCUACACGCAUGUCGCGUAACGUGACUAAGCUGAAACAACAAGACUUCAAGCAUUACGCAAGUUUCGUGAGCCUCGGCAUCGUCCAGGGGUCCACUCAGAACGCUUACUUCGACGUGCUGCAGAAAAUCGAAUCGAUCACGACAUACGUCGGUAAUGACAUACUGGUGUGGGCCACGUUGGCCGUUUCCGAAUCGAACUGCAGCACAGCGACACCUUUCGUAGUGGGGACGUGCGUUGCGAACAAGCCUUCACGGAAAUGCACUAUGGCGACCUACGUCGGGUCUUUGGGAGUUCACCUGUCCACUCAGUACUACUAUUGCACAUAGCUUAUACGGACGGUAUAUAUAUAUAUAUAU